AUAAAAAUAGACUUUGAAUAAACUGAACACGGGGAGGCUGGAAAGUUGUGCGCGCCGCUGGGAGGUGAGGAGGAAGGCAAGGGGCGUUACUCGGGGAAAGGUAAACUGAGGCACGGCCGCGCGGGAGCUUCGCCCACCACCAGAAGCACAUGCUGCCCUCCACCUUUCAGGAUGGCCUGGGACUCUCUGUGCAGCAGGGACUUACUGCGCCCCACGAUAAGAAGAGCCUCAAGCCAGACUCGGGGAAGCCAGAGCAGCGAUGAGACACCGUCCCUGGAGGAGCUGCGGCGCCUGCUCUGGACAAAGGCACGCCCCACUGGGCACGUGGAUGAAGUCUGGCCAAACCUUUAUGUGGGAGACCUGUACGUCGCUCGUGACAAAGCACAGCUGAGCCAGAUGGGCAUCUCUCACAUUGUGAACGCCGCUGCUGGGCGAUUUCGCAUCGACACCGGGCCCAAGUUCUACAAAGACCUGCCUGUGGAUUACUAUGGAGUAGAAGCAGAGGACAACCCCAACUUUGAUCUCAGCAUUUACUUCUACCCAGUUGCUCAGUACAUAAGAGCGGCACUGAACUCCCCAAGAGGCAAAGUACUGGUUCACUGCGCGAUGGGAAUCAGUCGAUCUGCAACUCUUGUCCUCGCCUUCUUGAUGAUCUGCGAGAACAUGUCCCUCACCGACGCAAUUCAGGCCGUGCGCUCACACAGAGGGAUCUGCCCCAACUCCGGCUUCCUCGAGCAGCUUCGGGAGCUGGAUCUCCAGCUAGGAAGGGACAAACACAGAGGAGCAGCGCCCUCGGGGCCUGUCUCCUGCUACCAGACACAAAGACACUGGCCAAGCUGAAGAUGGGGCACAGAUGCUGCGGGGACUUUGCUGUAGCUGCACUGAGAAACUCCUCUGGAAAUGGCUGGUAGGAGCUCGGUAUGUAUUUUUUGGAUAAGCCCACUAAUUGAAAGAAAAUGAAAUAAAGAGGGAUUCAUAUUGGAAAUUUCGCCCACCUGGGCCUGUUUCUUUAACAACCUGCUGUGCAGGGCACAGGGAGCAGUUGGGUUUUCGUGCAGAAUUAAAAGGCAGCACAGCCAACUUGAGGAGACUUUUUACUUGCUCAUAAUUGCGUUUAUAUGGCAGGAGGGAAAAUGGCUCAACUAGUAAACUAGAAAAAGAAACCAUAAGGUUUUCAAGCAAUCUUUAACCUUUCACAUCCAGCUGGCACAGGGCGGGACGGCACGCUUGGUGAGCUGACACACUCCUUCAGGCACGGUGACACGACCCAGGAUCGAGCUCAGGCCCGGGGUUCUCUCUGUGACCAGCCACAGGGGCUCCUGUGGGGAUCUUCACUGACCCUCUCAGCUUCAAACCUAUGGCGAGGGCUCAGAAUGCAGAGAGGGGCUGACAGGAGGGCCAGAGGGGGCAGAGAGGGCUGACAGGAGGGCCAGGCAGAUGCUGCAUGCCAAGGCCACGCUGCUGGGAAGGAAGAGAGAUCAGGAGUGAAGGGAGGCUGCUGCUUGUGUAAGGGGCAAGGAGCACGUGUGGGCACACUGCCUGUGGGGUGGCAGUGCCAGGCGGGGACGUCCUUCUCUUGCCUGGAAACCCUGUGCUCCGCAUCACCUUCCCCGGGUUUCCCUGCUACGACUGAAAGGCAGAACCUGGUGUCACUGUGUCAGAGCAAAAAUGAGCAAUGCCUCUAACAAAUCCAAAGUAGCAGCUCUGCUUUUCGAUUACUCUUUUACGCCCAAUUGGCCACAUUUAAUCUUGUGAAGAAUUCGAAGCAGAUAUUUGCUUCAGUGCAAUUACAGCCACAUACAGAACAUUGGCAAAUGCAAACAAUAUAGAAUUUCCACUUGACGGCAGAUUAAUUUGGUGUGAUGUUUUCCCCUGAGAGGCCUUAAAGGCUUGCAGUUCUGAAAGUACCAUGCAGUUCAUAUUUAUAGCACUAGGGAUGGUGAACAGAGAGAGAAGCCAUUCCCAACUGAAGUUUCUUUUGCCUCCAUACAUUAAAAAAAAAAAUAAAAAAAAAUUAACUGAGCAUAGCCCACUUCCACUGCACUUCUCAUAAUGCAAUAUGGAAACCUGAUUUCCCUGCAGAGCCUACAGAGAAAUUCAGGUGGUGUUUCUGCCUCCAUAAACGCAGUAAGUAAAAAGCAAGCAAUGGUACAGACUAACCUCCUCCCAGGGAACAGAGAGAUGACUCUUCCCUCAGAACGGGUCCCGUGCUCUGAGACCGGAGUAAGUGGCCAGAAGGGAGGUCACAGCUAACGAUGGAAAAAUCAGUGGAGUUACAGCUUUCAAAGGCCUCUUACUCCUGCUGCAGCACGGAGGUUGGAUUUCAGGGGGCCUGGUGGCUGGAUCACUCCUGGCACCUGGGUCUGCCCCACCGAGCUCUGCCUGGGGACCCUUUCCUAAUGGAAAGGUCCAGGCCAUGCUGAAGCUGUUUUGUGAGCAGUCUUUUCAGCUGCCUUCAGCUCACUGCAGUGCCACAGAUGCCGAGCCAAAUGGCAUUACAUUAAAGCAAAAGUGGUGUAUGAAACGCUCAAGUCCAAAAUCUGUGCAUUAAAGCCCGUCGGGACAGGUCAAAAUUCCCAGUGAACUGCACACCUGGAAACAUCUGUGGGUGUUCAUAUAAAAUGAACAACUUUUCAGAGGGACUGAACCUAAGUCUACCCCUGCUGAGGCCUGUCAGCCACUGCAGGACUGCUUCGGCUGCCCAGGGACAGCCAGAGAUGCCCUGCCACAUGGACCAGGAAGCCAGGGCACUGCCAAAGCAGGAGCACUGGCUGGGUGGCACAGCUGCAGGUGUAUGGCAAAGGCCUGCAGCAGCAUGGAUGUGCCCCAGCUCACAGGUUGGUCACAACUCAGCAGCCAUCAUCAAACCCACACGGGUUGCACACUGAAGUGCCUUGCUGCCCCUGUGCUCUAGUCAAGCAGAAGUCUCUUAAAAUUACAGCCAGAAUCAAGUCAAACAAUAAAAACUAAAACCAAUAUUGGGGGUGGUUCCAGUGUAUCUUGUGCUGCAGUUUCUAGAAGCAGAGUUGCUGGCUCACUGCAAGGUGCCAGCUCGCCCUGAGAAACAAGGAAUAGCUUCUUUCCCAACAGCUAUCCCUGCUGCUAAUCAGGAGACUGAUCCUGGAGGGCAGCUGCCAGUUUUGCUGCUGAGGACUCAGGUAGAGAAAAGUCCCACUUUCUCCCCCAGAAGUGCAUGUCUUCGACAUAGCCUGCCAUUAUCACACUUGUCCAGCACACUGGCUAAAUAUUACCUGCCCCAAACCAUGCUACCAGAUACAGGGGUAGGUGAUCAGAUAGCAGACUCAUACAUAUGGGCAAAGCAGCAUUUAGGCCAUCAUCUUUUCCAUGCCUGUUUCUCAGCCAGCACAGAGCAAGUGCUGAGGGUUAUUUAUGAACACCUCUGCUCUGCAUGCCCGUUGAGGAGCGACCUCCAACACUGUGGAGGAGCUGGUGCCUUUCCCACCCAGGAAGCCCCUGAAGGAGGAUGGCCAUCUUAGCCCCAUGUCACAGACAAAGCACCUGGACUUAGCUUGAGCUUCAGCAGGAUGUUUGAGGAAAAACACAACAGAAUUUCUCUCCAGCCUCCAGAAUUGGCACAAAAGCACAGGAAUAGUUCUCUCAGUUAAGAUAUCAUGCCUUCUGCAGCUUUUCCUCCCAGACUUUCAGCAAUGAUAAAUACAGAGAGUAUUGCUGCGGGCAUGUCUGCACUGCAUUAUUUAUCCUUCAGAUUUGCACUUAGGGUUUUAUUUGUAAAAGGAAAGUGGGACCAUAAAUCUGUUCUGCAAAGAGCCAGGGGAAGAGAGGAUAGAAAUUUUCAACAAGUUGCAGUGAAGGAGAUGCUGCCAAGGACAGGUUUCUCAUGGAAAGAAGUGCCAGCCAAGACAUUGUCCAGGUACAUGCCAUGUGGUGCAGUGGUGACAGCUAAGAGUGUCAGCCUUUUCCUUGCAGGUGCAAGGAAAUUUAUGUUUCUGCAUUACACGGGUUUGUUCCAUGUGAGCCAGUGGCUCCCACUUCUGCCUGAGUUUUGGCACUGCACAACAAGACCAGGUGACUUUCUGCUGCCUAGCCCUGUUGUUGGGAUCAGAUCUGCUCAGCUCCUGCCAGCCUCUCCAGAACUGCAAAGCACUGUCAAGUCUACUUGCCAGAUGUUAUCUUCUUCCUCCUAUUUUCUGUUUCAUGCGUCUCCUUGAUCACAAGGCUGAGGUGCCACUUACUGCAGAGAGGAGCUUCAAAAUAGCAUGUGCUUCGCAAAUCUACUUCAUACCCCGACAUUCAAAGAGUAUCUGCAGCUCUUGAAGCCAAGUCAAACAGGAAUCUAUGGCCUGCAAGGCUUUCAACAGUUAAGUUUUCCUCAAGCUACAAUUAUUUUGCUUAUAAACUUGAUCCUUGAUCCGUUGCAGGAGGCUGCAGUUCUAAUAAAGUCAAACAACUUGCUCUUUGCAGCGUACUAUUUGUGGUACAAGCAUCACUGAGUUAUACCGCUCCCCCUCGCUGCUGCCUCCUGGAACCUCGUCUGUUUAUACACCGACAGCACUUUCAGGAAGCGCUCCUAAAAAUACCCAGUGAUGUUAGCUGAGGAUCUGGCUCUGGCUCUCCUCCUCCUGCUUCUGUCUCCAGAACAUCCCUCCAUCACCCUCGUGCUCAACAGCCCUGGCUAUUCAAGCUGCCUUAUUCCUGUCUCGCCCUUUAAAAAUCCCUUAUUUUCCUUGCUUCUUUGCUGGUAGCCAUUUUGUGCCCUGUUGCAGAGCCCCCUCCAUGAGGUGGCCGUGAGGUGUCCCAGCUAAUGUUUUCUCACUUGAUCACUAAGUUACACUGAAGCCCACAUUUUCCUUAUCAAAUCCUCCAGUACAACUGCUUCUAAGACGUGGGCAGAGCCUCCCUCAUACAAAAUGCCACUUGUCAAGGGAUGGGGGCUUCUGGCUGCUGCACUCGGGUCCUGUUGGCUGCCAGCCACCCUCACAACCAGAUAUCUUCCGGUGUGUUCGGGGGGAACCCAGCACAGACUGAGAUUCACAAUGGCAUCAAGAGUGAUUGACCCCAUUGUCAAAUUAUCCACGUAUCAUCAAUUGACUUGAAAACAUAUGGAAGAGAAACAUUCAGCAGACCAAGUCUGAAAACAAAAGCCAAACUCUGUGUUUUUUUUUUGCUAAGUAAUAGACAAAGUCUACUCUUGUGGUUGUGCCCCAGUGUAAAACUUCUGAAAGACAGUAGUGCUCUGCAAGUCCCUCCUUAUGAAGACCAAACAUCUAAGCCAUCUAAUUCCUCAAUAAUUCAGCAUUAUAAUUCAUCAGUUUGUCUAAUAUUAACUAUCAACAAUGUGUUAUUCACAACAAUUUACAACCAAAAUGAUUCACCAAAUCCCUUAAGAUUACUUGUUGAGGAUCAACAGAUUUUAGACAAGAAUUCCAAAAACCUGAGAAGCACAGAACUGUAAGCAGUGAAAUAUUGAUAUUCUUCUACCAAAACAUUUAGGUUGCUUACAAAAACAAAGAAAGAAAUAAUCUCUUUACAAAAACCCCACCCAUCAUUGGAAAACUAUCAGCCAGCAAACAGCCAGCAAGGAAUUAUUUGCUCAGCUCUGGUGACAACUGGCUGUUACUAGAGUUAUUCUGACACAUUGUUUUGGAGAACAUCUGUUUCCACUCCGACUCCUUUAACUUUCAGAUGUGAAAAACAAAAGCUCAUUUUCAUGCCAUGUCUCCCAUCUUCAGUUGGCAACAGUUGUGUGAUUAUGAAGUUAUUGUUAUGCUGGAUGAUCUGUUUGUCAGUUUAUAUUUUCCUAUCAUACCUAUUUUUAGCUGCUCAUUAGUAAUACUUGGAGCCUCUCCUAUAAAUCUUAAACAUUUAUAGCACAUCUCGACAAUUCAUCAAAUGGAGCCAACCUCCAAGGAAAGGAAACCCAAACCACUUCCCCCUGCUCAACUGAAUGAGAUUCAGAUCCUUGUCUUUUAAACUUCAAACCCAACAUUUUCCCAUCUGCUCUUUAUACACAACAGCCCUUUUGCUCUACACCAAUAUUUUAUUCUCCAUUCAUAACUUUUUAUUUCCCUCCAGAGGUUUCCUGAUGCUUUUAGUCUGCUGGACUCAUAGAAGACUUGGAUUCUGGAGGGUUCUCCCCCCUCCAUUGAAGGGGAAAAAUAAUCAUUCAGCAAUGAAUGGCCACUUUUCAUUACUCAUUCACAAGAGAGACACAGCAGGGUGCCAGGACUGGACUUGAAGACACUUUUCUUAGCCAUUCUCAUGAGAGAGAAACAGCAUUUUUAAUCAGAGACUACUGGAAAAUUAAAUUUACUUUUUACCUUCUGUUCUAUUCACUGACUUGCAUUUCUAAUGCUCUGUCCAUGCAUGUAUAUAGCUAUCAAUCAGCUGCAGCAUUUUUGUAGUGAUGACCACGCCUGGUAGUUCCAGUCCACGUGAUUUGGACCGGUCACCUACGCAAGGAACACUUCUAAGGGGCUCAGUCUACAACAGCCAAUGACAAGAAAACUGCAAGAAAAAAUAAUCAGGAAACACUGCCUGGCUGAGAGGUUCUCAGGAGAAAAUCUCCCCUCAUGAAGACAUGCCACCACUGCCAGGCAGGGGCUCUUGGCUGCUCUCCUCUUCACCUCUCCUAGGGGAAUCUCAGCCUCGCCAGCUCUGCACAUUUGAAGCCUAUGCAACACGUUUCUCAGAUGGAACUGUUAAUUGUCUGUACGUAAUUAGCUGAUACUCGGCUGGAACACACAACUGAUUGUUAAUCAGACUGACCAUCUUUUUCAUCUUCGACAUAUUUAAAUGAAUCAAAGGAGACAUCACGUUACAAGAAAUGAAAAUUGUAUGAAGGAAAACAGUGCUGGCAUACACGUUAGGCUAAUAGAGUAGAUUUAAUUUAAAAGGCUCAUCUGAUCAGGCAGAAUAGCUGCCUGGUGCUUUUCAAGGAGGCAGGGAGUGAUUGGGAGAAGGCAGUAAACAGAAAGGCAUAUUUGGAUUUUUUCUGAAGUCGCUUUUCAUCAACUCUCACAACUCUCCAAUUCACCUUAUGUCUUUUUCUACUGUCAUCUUUCAUUGUUAAAAAAAAAAUAAUAAUAAUAAAAAAGCUUUAGAUUAGA
Molecule: messenger RNA, 7088 nt
Organism: Anas platyrhynchos (mallard)
Lineage: Eukaryota; Metazoa; Chordata; Aves; Anseriformes; Anatidae
Gene: DUSP13B
Product: dual specificity phosphatase 13B
Biological process (GO): negative regulation of MAPK cascade; protein dephosphorylation
Cellular component (GO): cytoplasm
Molecular function (GO): protein tyrosine/serine/threonine phosphatase activity; MAP kinase phosphatase activity
Source: RefSeq, a predicted model, not a curated record